CUCCCUCCUCUUCCUCUCCUCGUGUGAUCAAGCUGCGAUUCUGUGCUGUGCGUUGCGUGCUGUGCCAAUGGCGGUCAUGAGCGAGCUCGUCGGCACCAUCGGGACGGGGACGGGCUGCUCGUGGUCGGACCUACCGGGCAACCUCCUCGAGUCCGUCCUCGCCCGCCUCCCCGUGCCGGACCGAUUCCGCUUCCCCGCCGCGUGCACUGCGUGGUGGUCGGCCGCCAGCGCCGUGCAGCCCCGUGCCGUGCAUGUGCCGUCCCCGUGGCUCAUGCUCCCCUUCGACCCGACCGUGCGCCGGAGGCGCGGUGGUGGCACGUCCUCGGAGGGGGCGCGGUUCUUGAGCCUCUCCGACGGCAGAGCGUACAGCAUCCCGCAGCCAGCCCCGGCCAUAUCAGACCGCCUCUGCGUCGGCUCGUCGCCCGACGGGUGGCUCGUCACCGCCGACGCCGCCUCCGAGCUGCACCUCCUCAACCCGCUCACCGGUGCGCAGGUUCCGCUCCCGCCGCCCGACACGCUCCCCUUCGUCCACGCCAGCCGCGACGCGGACGGCCGCGUCGUGACCUACAGCCUCCGGUGCUGCUUCGCCGACGAUGACGCCGACGAGGCUGCGACCGUGCUCGUCCCGCCGGAGUCCUUCGCGCCGGACAGGCUCCGGUACGAGCUCUACGAGAAGGCCAUCCUCGUGUCCGCGCCGCGGGAGGGGCAUACCGCCGCGCCGGGAUCGGGCGGCUACGCCGUCAUGCUCAUCUGCCAGCCUCUGUCCCGCAUCGCCAUCGCCCGAGCCGGCGACACGAGGUGGACGCUGCUCGACACGCCCUCGCGCCGCUGGGCGGACGCCAUGCGUGCCUCCUCCACGGCUAGCGCCGGCGGGCGGCAACUGGUGUACGCGAUGGACUCCGCAGGGCGCGUUGAGGCAUGGGACAUGGACGUCACGGCGGACACGACGCCGACCCGGAAGGCCAUCGCGCCGCCGUGCUGCUGCUGCUCGCGGCGCGCGUGCUCCAUGUCGGCGGCUUGCAGUAGAUACCUCGUGGAGCUCUCGCCGGGGCGCCUACUCCAGGUCCACCGGCUCAGGGACGCAGCGAACGCGCGGAGGUGGGAGCCCCGGCCGGAGCAGGUCGAGUACACGACCGUCGCGGCCGAGUUCUUCGAGCUGAUCGGUGGUCGGUGGGCGCCGGUGGACAGCUGGAACGGCCGCGCCGGCAUCCUGGCCGGGCGCGCGCUGUUCUUGGGGAAGAACACGUCGCUGUGCAUCCCGGUGGACGACUGCCCCGAGCUGAGGGGCAACUGCGUCUACUUCACCGAUGACGGGCCGUGGUCGCACGAAAGGUGCCGCGAGGUGGCGCCGGACGUCGGCGUGCUCGACCUCGCCGACGGCAGCUACAGGCCGCCGCGAGGCGCGGCGCGGGACCUGCUCUGGAAGUGGCCGCCCCCAGUCUGGGUCUUCCCGUCGUGCGCCGACUGA
This is a messenger RNA of Triticum urartu, 1468 nucleotides long. RefSeq lists its product as uncharacterized. The record is from RefSeq and is a predicted model, not a curated record. Gene Ontology annotation, molecular function: protein binding. NCBI's taxonomy places the organism in Eukaryota, Viridiplantae, Streptophyta, Magnoliopsida, Poales, Poaceae.